AUGGGAGAGCUCAGGGUUCUUCUAACCAAAAGAUCAUCCAAGUUACGGAACUUUCCUGGCCAUGUAGCCUUACCCGGUGGAAAAGCCGAUAAUGGACUUGAGUCGGAAUGGACGGUUAGUCGAAGAGAAAUGCACGAAGAGAUUGGUUUGUCAUCACAUGACGAUUCGUUGGCGAAGUUGGGAAUCAGCAUAGAACACAUCACACUAUUGCCCAGUUACUUGUCUCGUACCUUUUCAUGUGUUAGACCGUGCGUUGGAUUUAUGAAGUUCAACAACGAGGGCGAUGUCGAAGCGACAAUUGCGUCAAGGUUGAAUCUCGUUUUGAACCCCGGUGAAAGCUCGUCGAUAUUUUCAUGCCCAUUAAAAGAUUUCUUGUAUCCAGUAGUUGAUGAACCAGCAAGUGAAGCGUUGGAACGUGUUUCUUAUCAUAUGAAAUGGGGAGGUAUACCAUGGUCCUUGCGAUCAUACACGUUUUUGCAAAACAACCCUAAUGAAGUUGAAUGGUUGAAACAUAUAAAAGACCUAUCGGCACUGGAAGAUGAGGAGUUGGGAGAAGAGUUGGACCAGUCUGACAAGGGCAGAAUAACACCCCCAAAUGCGACUCCAUUAAGAUCUAUAUCUCCUUCCAGAUCAAGGUCUCCAACUAGAGACAGUAAACUAGACCCAAGGGAGACCAAGCAAGCAAAUAGCAAAAAGGAGAAAAAGGAUUUGACCUCAUGGGGAAGACUUGGUUCUCGCACAGACGAGGAGACGAACGAGAAGAUAUACGAUGUUUGGGGCCUCACUGCCAACAUCCUCCAUGACUUGAGUGAAAUAGUGUAUGCUAGAGACAGAAUCGGUAAAAGACAAAUUGGAGAAGAGGAAAUGAUUUACUGUCUUCACGAAUUUGGUCAUCUUAUGCAGCAAAAGGAACGCAGUGAUGCAGAGGUUAAAUUGAUUCAUUCUUCAAACACGCCAUCAGCAUCGCGUGACGGUGAAUUUGGAUUUAAUCUGAUAUUACCUCCAGAAGAAUUCAGUAGAUUGAAAAAUUUGUACAAAUUAUAA
Molecule: messenger RNA, 1044 nt
Organism: Lodderomyces margitis
Lineage: Eukaryota; Fungi; Ascomycota; Pichiomycetes; Serinales; Debaryomycetaceae
Gene: PCD1
Product: 8-oxo-dGTP diphosphatase
Exons: 1
Coding region: 1-1044 (347 amino acids)
Biological process (GO): coenzyme A catabolic process
Molecular function (GO): acetyl-CoA hydrolase activity; coenzyme A diphosphatase activity
Source: RefSeq, a predicted model, not a curated record